Messenger RNA from Tupaia belangeri chinensis (Chinese tree shrew), 1266 nucleotides. It is a transcript of the gene ERG28, whose product is annotated as ergosterol biosynthesis 28 homolog. The coding region runs from base 177 to 599 and encodes 140 amino acids. Gene Ontology annotation, molecular function: protein-macromolecule adaptor activity. The transcript is spliced from 5 exons. The record is from RefSeq and is a predicted model, not a curated record. Gene Ontology annotation, cellular component: endoplasmic reticulum; membrane. NCBI's taxonomy places the organism in Eukaryota, Metazoa, Chordata, Mammalia, Scandentia, Tupaiidae.
CAGAGCGAGGGCUGACAGAAACGACCCAAUCCUAGAGCCGGGUUGAGGGCGGGGGCGGCAACAAAUGGCUCAGGUGGACUCCGUGCUGGAGCUGUCCUGGGGGAUCUUCGCGGCAGCUGCUGCUGUUUUGGGGAUCCGGUUGCCAGCAAAACAGCUUUGCAGGUUAGAGGGACACCAUGAGCCGUUUCCUGAAUGUGUUACGAAGCUGGCUAGUUAUGGUGUCCAUCAUAGCCAUGGGGAACACACUGCAGAGCUUCAGAGACCACACCUUCCUCUAUGAAAAGCUCUACACUGGCAAGCCAAACCUCGUGAAUGGCCUCCAAGCCCGGACCUUUGGGAUCUGGACACUACUCUCCUCCGUGAUUCGCUGCCUCUGUGCCAUUGACAUCCACAAUAAGACGCUCUACCACAUCACACUCUGGACCUUCCUCCUCGCCCUGGGGCACUUCCUCUCUGAGCUGUUUGUUUAUGGAACCGCAGCUCCCACCGUUGGUGUCCUGGCACCCCUGAUGGUAGCAAGUUUCUCCAUCCUGGCUAUGCUAGUUGGGCUCCGAUACCUAGAAGCAGAACCGGUAUCCAGACAGAAGAAGAGAAACUGAGGCCAGCAGUACCACGCCCACGAUGUCAUCCUCUGCCAUCUUUGCAGUCUUCAUUCAUUCUCUUUGCUCUUUCUUUUCUGCUCCUUAUCAGCCCUUUUAUCCACUUUUAGCUUCUUACUUUUUUUACAUUUUUAACAUUCUAAGAUUCAACAUAAAUGCAGAAAAGUGUAUAACACGUACGUACGUACAACUCAAAGAAUCAUUUAAAAGUGAAUCUCUGUAACUCCAUCCUAGCCAAGACAUUGCCAGCACCUUGGAAGCCUACUGUGUGCCUCCUUGCAACCCCCACAAGCUUUCUAGGCUCCCUUUUCCAUUGUCUGCAUUUGUGUCCUUUCCUUCUCAUUCCUUGAUUCUACUUGUGUGGCAGGAUCAUGCGAACUGUACAACUUCAGGCUGCUGCCCGCCCAGAGCACCUGUGACCAAGGGCUGCCUCCAGGGCUGUCCAUGGAGCUUGGGCCCCUCCCUGCUGCUGGACCCGAGACUGAACCAUCCACGGGACAGGCAGUUCUUCUAAGAAGGGCUCCCCUGUGUACAAGCAGGAUCCUAGCUUUCCUCGUAUCUACAGGUGGAUGAGGGUUGGACGAGCCUGGGCUGUUUUUAGACCUUCCGGUCAACUAUAAUUGUGUAACAAAUUUUGUAAUAAAUAGAAAAAUUCUUGUUCUGAUCA